AUGGAAUUCUUGGUGCUCUCUUUACUUUUGUUGGGGACCCAGGUCACAGAGAACUGGGCUGGCUCUCACUCUCUGAAGUAUUUCUACACCGCUGCGUCCCAGCCAGGGCUAGCCGAACCGAAGUUCACUGCUGUAAUCUACGUGGACGAUCAGCAGAUCUUGAGCUUCGACAGUGACAGCCCGAGCCAGAGCAUGGAGGUCAGAACUCCGUGGAUCGAACAGGAGAUGCCCGAUUACUGGGAGCGGGAGACGCAAUUUUCCAGGGAAGCCACGCUGCGUUACCGAAUGUGCCUGCAGAAGGUACCCGUAUACUACAACUACAGCGAAGGAGGGGUUCACACAUACCAGCGCCAGGCAGGCUGUGAAGUGUUCUCCAACGGGAGCUUCAGCCGUGGCUUCGUGCAAUACGGGUUCGAUGGACGUGACUACCUAACACUGGACACUGAGACGUUGCACUGGAUCGCGGCAGAUGUCGGAGCUCUGAACAAUAAGCGCAAGUGGGAAGAGAAUCAAAGAAUAGCGGGAUAUUGGAAAGUCUUUCUGGAGGAGGAGUGCGUGCACUCACUUCAAAGACACUUGGAAAAUGGAAAGGAGAGGCUACUUAGGGCAGACCCGCCCUCUGCUCGAGUAACCCGACACACAAGUUCUGACGGGGAGGUAACCCUAAAAUGUAGAGCACAGGACUUUUACCCUGCGGAGAUCUCACUGGUUUGGCUGAGGGAUGGAGAAGAACAGCUCCAGGACACGGAGUUCAUUGAGACCAGACCUGCGGGGGAUGGGACCUUCCAGAAGUGGGCCGCUGUGGAGAUACUCUCUGGAAGUGAACAUAAAUACACCUGCCGAGUGCAGCAUGAGGGCCUGCCUGAGCCGCUUUUCUUGAAAUGGGAGCCACAGUUCUCGUCCAUAGGACUCUCUGCAGGAGUCGUCACCGUUCUCCUCCUGGCUGCAGUCAUUGUAGGUGUUGUGGUCUGGAGGAAAAAUAUUUCAGAUAGAAAAAGAGGAAGCUAUACUGCAACUGCAAGUAAUGACAGUACUCAAGGAUCAGAUGUCUCUCUUACAGCAAGAAGUAAGACUCUAAUGGUCCUAGAGCUAGAGAGGGGCUGGUGUAAAGGUGACAAAUGCAAUGAAGAGCAAUAUGACAAUGAUGAGGCUAAGGGAGUCCCUGAUUUUUGA
Gracilinanus agilis (Agile Gracile Mouse Opossum) is the source of this 1173-nucleotide messenger RNA. Its product is annotated as class I histocompatibility antigen, Gogo-B*0201 alpha chain-like. The coding region runs from base 1 to 1173 and encodes 390 amino acids. The record is from RefSeq and is a predicted model, not a curated record. Gene Ontology annotation, biological process: antigen processing and presentation of endogenous peptide antigen via MHC class Ib; antigen processing and presentation of endogenous peptide antigen via MHC class I via ER pathway, TAP-independent; positive regulation of T cell mediated cytotoxicity. Gene Ontology annotation, cellular component: external side of plasma membrane. Lineage: Eukaryota; Metazoa; Chordata; Mammalia; Didelphimorphia; Didelphidae. Gene Ontology annotation, molecular function: signaling receptor binding; peptide antigen binding. The transcript has 7 exons.